Molecule: messenger RNA, 1172 nt
Organism: Arachis stenosperma
Lineage: Eukaryota; Viridiplantae; Streptophyta; Magnoliopsida; Fabales; Fabaceae
Product: chloroplastic group IIB intron splicing facilitator CRS2-B, chloroplastic-like
Exons: 7
Coding region: 1-651 (216 amino acids)
Molecular function (GO): peptidyl-tRNA hydrolase activity
Source: RefSeq, a predicted model, not a curated record
AUGCGUUUUGAAAAUCAGAUUUGUGUUGCCUCUGCUUCCCUCGCUUAUAUCGAUGUUGCAUGCAGCAUCACUUGCCCUGGCUUUUGUUUGAGCUGUCCCAGGAACCUUCAUUGUCCUCGUGAUUCGACAAAGGCUUUGGUUAGAGUGAGGUUUUCGGUUCGCUGUUCGGUACCAGAGUCAAAGAAUGGAGCUACUAAAGUGGAGUAUACUCCUUGGCUUGUUGUAGGCCUGGGUAACCCUGGAAGUAAAUACCAUGGAACUAGGCACAAUGUGGGAUUUGAAGUAAUUGAUAACAUUUCUAAAGCAGAAGGGACUCGGAUGAACACAAUACAGUCUAAGGCAUUGAUUGGAAUAGAUUCUAUAGGAGAUGUACCAAUUUUGCUUGCAAAGCCUCAAACAUACAUGAACUUUAGUGGUGAAUCGGUUUAUGAUGAAAUGAGUCUUCCAAAUGGUGUUUUAAGGCUUCAACCUAAAGGAGGACAUGGUUACGACAAUGGGUUUAAGGAGGUGAUGGUGUUAGCACAUUGCCCAAAUUAUGAAAGGUUCCCUUCCCCUACAAGUAUAAACCAGACUCCUUGGUUAGUGAAAAUGCACCUGAAACCUUUCGCAACAGCCUUCGGACAAACACCGGGACCCAACCUACAGUUUUGAGGAACACAUUCAAGUUUUGUAACACAAUAAGAGUACUUACUUAUACUGAUUGAAACUCACCAGUUAUGCACUAUAGUUUGUGGAUUGAGCUUAGAUGGAAAUGCAUAGAAGGUUUCUUCCCUAAAGAGUUAUCACAAUAAGAGUCAAAUCUAUGAACACAUGUACGAUUUAAGAACGUGACAUCGUAAAUACAUAAAAGCAUUAUGUAUAUAUAGUGAUUAUACCAGUUCACUGGAGUCCAGUUUUCCAAACGGGCUAUUUCUUGCGCUUUCAGUACGAAAUAUUGAUAGCCAUGUUUCGGAGUCAAGUUGUUAGUCUGGAGCCUGCAUUUCAGUUUGUGGUCAAAACACCGAAUAGGCAUCAAGCAUAAACAUUGUGAAAAGAUGAAGUGUCUAAAAUGGGAAAAGAGAAGCUGAGAAACUAGAUUGUCUGUUUGAACAUCGAAGCUCUGCACGGUGGAAAAAAAAAAAGAAAAGAAAAAAUAUGACGGGAUCACUUUACCAGUCCUAUACAUAUGAGAA